Raphanus sativus (radish) is the source of this 1640-nucleotide messenger RNA. RefSeq names its product cyclin-D1-1. The transcript is spliced from 6 exons. The record is from RefSeq and is a predicted model, not a curated record. Lineage: Eukaryota; Viridiplantae; Streptophyta; Magnoliopsida; Brassicales; Brassicaceae. Gene Ontology annotation, biological process: mitotic cell cycle phase transition; regulation of cyclin-dependent protein serine/threonine kinase activity. Gene Ontology annotation, molecular function: cyclin-dependent protein serine/threonine kinase regulator activity. The coding region runs from base 124 to 1113 and encodes 329 amino acids. Gene Ontology annotation, cellular component: cyclin-dependent protein kinase holoenzyme complex; cytoplasm; nucleus.
AAUGAAUGUGUUAAAAGCCUCACUCACUCUUUCUUCCAUCCAACAAAAUCAAGAAACCAUUUCUUUUCCUCUCUCUUCAUCCUCACUCACUCUUUCUGCCCUCUCAGCGACUGCUGCAAGGAUAUGGACUUGUUAUGCGGAGAGGAUUCCUCCGACGUAUUUUCCGACGAAUCAACGGCUUAUUUAUCGUCGGAGGAGGCUGAUUCUUGGCCGGAGGAGUCAAUAGCAAGCUGUAUAGAGGACGAGAGACACUUUGUUCCAGGACUUGACUAUCUCUCUAGGUUCCACUCUCAAUCUCUCGACGCUUCCGCUCGUGAAGACUCUGUCUCAUGGAUACUCAAGGUGCAAGCGUAUUACAAGUUUCAGCCUUUAACGGCGUACCUCGCCGUUAACUAUAUGGAUCGGUUUCUCUACGCUCGCCGAUUACCGGAGACAAGUGGUUGGCCAAUGCAGCUUUUAGCAGUGGCAUGCUUGUCUUUAGCUGCCAAGAUGGAGGAAGUUCUUGUUCCUUGUCUUUUCGAUUUCCAGGCUGAAGGAGUGAAGUAUAUAUUUGAAGCAAAGACGAUACAAAGAAUGGAACUUCUUGUUCUGAGUGUAUUAGAUUGGAGACUAAGAUCCGUUACACCCUUCAGUUUCCUCAGCUUCUUUGCUUACAAGAUUGAUCCUUUAGGAACCUUUCUCAGGUUCUUUCUCUCGCAUGCAACUAAGAUUAUACUCUCCAACAUUAAAGAAGCGAGCUUCCUUGAGUACAGACCAUCGAGCAUAGCUGCAGCUGCGAUUCUAUGUGUAGCCAACGAGCUACCUUCUUUAUCCUCUGCUGCAAAUCCCCACGAGAGCCCUGAGACUUGGUGUGAUGGAUUAAGCAAAGAGAAGAUUGUGAGAUGCUACAGGCUAAUGAAAGCCAUGGCGAUAGAGAAUAACAGGAGAAAUUCACCAAAAGUGAUAGCAAAGCUUAGAGUGAGCGUAAGAGCAGUGUCCACAUUAAUGUGGCCAAGUGAAGAACCCUGUUCUUUCUCAUCAUCAUCUUCAUCAUCAUCCUUAUCUUCUCCAUGUAAAAGAAGGAAACUAAGUGAUUACUCGUGGGUAGGUGAUGACAACUCCAGCUCAGAAUAAACAGAGGUGGGGGGAGUGAAGUAUAACAUGAAGUACAUACUUAAUGAUAAUAAGUGAAAGAUUCUAAGAAAAAGGUUAUUAAAUUAAAAGCAUGAUUAGUGGGUAAGAUUUGCAUUAGUUGGGAGGGACAAUGGUCAUCAUUAAUGACUUUGCAGAUUCCCAAGGGGAAAGAAAGUGAGUGAGUGUAACAAACACGUGUGAGAAGUUAAGAUCAUGAGUGUUCGUGCGUGGGAGAGAGAAAGGCAUGAAUGCAUUACAGUCAGAGUUGUGGAAGAUCUUUGAGUGAAGGUUUGAAUUUCGGACAGAGAGAUAGAGACAGAGGCCUUGGCCUUAAUGGAUCGCAGAAGUCGUGGACCCCAAGCUUCUUUGGGUAGUUGCGAGUAGAUAUAUGUUUUUCUCUUUGGGAGUGAAUCAUAAUAUUUUUGAUUCUUUGUGUGCGACUGCACGUGCCGGAGGCGUGUAUCGCACGUGUUUGUUUUUUUUUCUCUUCAAAUAUUUUAUUUUUGACGGGAAGUUUUGUGUUUUGA